AUGCCACGUCGGCAGUCACUGGCGCACCAGGCGUGCGAGCUCUGUCGUCAGAGAAAGAGAAAGUGCAAUGGAGAUGGCUUGAACCCUUGCAAGGCAUGCCAUGAGAGUGGUGCGCACUGCGUGUAUUUCGCAGCCACCCGUGUCUCCAAAGCCGAUUUGCGCGAGGAGCUGGCCAGGCUGCAGUCGAUAAACUCGGAUAAUAGUACGCUGCUGGAUGCCAUCUCUUCGCGAGAUACGAGUCCCGCCCAGCUCAGCAACAUCUUGCAGAGGCUAUCAGAUGGCCAGUCCCGCGCCGAGGUGGCAGACAUGUUGACGCAACAGCCGGAUAGCCGUGACGGAACCAGCAAGGGCAGUCCGGCAACUUCUGCUCCCACCACUGCAUCGCCCAUGAGCCCCGGAUCCCGUCUGUCCAUUACUCAAGAGAGCUUCAAAAGUUCGGUUCCUUCGGUCAUGACACCGCCAACCGUCAAGUCCCCGUCAGAAACUCAUCUUCAGGCCAACAUUGGCUACUACAGGCAGCAGCUCCCGCAACUCCUCGACGCCAUCCUCGCACGGGACUGCCUUUCCUUCUGCCCCAUCAGCAAGCCAGACUUUGCCCGUGAUUUCGAAUCCGGCUCCGGCGAGCACUUUUCUACCGCUCUGGCAGAUGCCCUCCUUGCCCUGGCAACUCUGUUGGCUCGCGAGCAGAUGGUGGCCAUUAUAGCCUCUCGCCCCAGCAGCGGCGGCGGCGGCGGCGGCGGCGACGAUGAUGUGCGAGAGCAAGACCUCGGGUACUCGUUUGCGCAAGAGGCCAUUGCGGCAUUGUACAACGGAGCUGGCUUACCGCACCGCAUCGCCGAUAUCCAGGCGCUGGGUAUACUGGCGCUCUACUGUCUCGGCUGCGCCAAGAUGAAGGACGGCCUGGGAUUUGCCGGCGAUUUUGGCGCUGCCAUUGCCGAGCAAUGGGGAGCCAAUCAAUUCGAGUCAGUCUUGACUCAUCGCCAGACGCAUGCCAAUAUCUAUUGUGCUGCCGUGUCAUUCAAUAGAUUGCUAUUUUUGAUUCAAGACUAUAACAAAACCAUCGACGAGCUGGCCGUCAAAGUUGGUGUAACCAGGCCUCCUUUCCAAAGUAGCAGCAGCAGCACAGACAGCUCAGGCUCAAAGACAAACCUAUCGGGCACCAUUAUCGAUGAUGCGUUUUUCACGCGUGACCUCAGUCUCCUUCCCAAUAACCCCAAAGUCAUUGCCGCCAAGCUAUUCGAGUUUACAGAAUGGGUGUACAAGGCCCGGUUCAGCCCCGAAAAGACGUUGGAUCAGGCAGUAAAGGUCUAUCAAGACAGUCUGCAGUGGUAUGAAUCCUUCUUUGCCUAUACCAGCAGCUGCACCGCUGAAACACCAUUGAUACUAUUCGGCCACUCACAGUUGGUCAUUAGCACAUGUUAUCAAUUCGGCAUCAUGUGUCUGCUGACACCGUUUGUGCUUGAGGCGGCCGAGAUUGCGUUGGACGGGACGCUUCCCAUGGCCAUCUGCAAGCAAGCAGCCGGGAGCGUUGGGGACUUGAUACAGCACUACAGCAGGCUGUACAAUGACGGGCAGCUCUUGGACUUUAUGCCCUUUUUCAAAACGGCCGCUCUUGCAUUUCUGCAAGUAUGCAAUGCAAAGAUGUCAAUCAGUUGGAUGCAUUUAUUGGACAAAUGUCUCAAGUUGAUAUGGCAUGAUCUCAUAGUUAUGCGAUUCUUUGUCAACGGCUGUGGAGACAGCUGCAGACUUGUGAUGAAUGCAAUUGGAACCUGA
This is a messenger RNA of Beauveria bassiana ARSEF 2860, 1773 nucleotides long. RefSeq names its product nitrate assimilation regulatory protein nirA. The transcript has 7 exons. Gene Ontology annotation, molecular function: DNA-binding transcription factor activity, RNA polymerase II-specific; zinc ion binding. Lineage: Eukaryota; Fungi; Ascomycota; Sordariomycetes; Hypocreales; Cordycipitaceae. The record is from RefSeq and is a predicted model, not a curated record. The coding region runs from base 1 to 1773 and encodes 590 amino acids. Gene Ontology annotation, biological process: regulation of DNA-templated transcription.